This is a messenger RNA of Erpetoichthys calabaricus (reedfish), 6311 nucleotides long. RefSeq names its product DEP domain containing 5, GATOR1 subcomplex subunit (gene depdc5). Gene Ontology annotation, biological process: cellular response to amino acid starvation; negative regulation of TORC1 signaling; intracellular signal transduction. The record is from RefSeq and is a predicted model, not a curated record. The coding region runs from base 382 to 5202 and encodes 1606 amino acids. Gene Ontology annotation, cellular component: lysosomal membrane; GATOR1 complex. Lineage: Eukaryota; Metazoa; Chordata; Cladistia; Polypteriformes; Polypteridae. Gene Ontology annotation, molecular function: GTPase activator activity. The transcript is spliced from 44 exons.
UUCAGAUGGAAUGGAACCAAUGGAGUUUGUUGAAAAUGUAGGACAAUGUCUGCUUUGACUGCUCUUCUGUACGCAUCAUGAAACUUUCAGGUCAUGCUGUGGCUAUGUCGGGCAUGUCUAUAUUCAAGUUCUAGUAUGUUGUCGGCGGGUAUUUGGACCAAAUCGAGGAAAAGCAAAACUCAUCAAAACAAAUAGAGUCGUUUGUCCCGACAGGUCCGUCAGUCGAGGAGUGGAUUAAUAAGAGUGAUGCUUGAGAAGAAUUUGCAAUCUAACUGUGAGGAUUUUGGGGAAAGCCGAAGAGCUUCUGCCUCAGGUGUUGAAACUCCAGUGGCCUUCAUGGAGUGGCCCAUGUAGGGCUUUUCAAGACUCACAGCUGUCAUCAUGAGGACUAACAAAGUGUAUAAACUUGUCAUCCACAAGAAAGGGUUUGGGGGAAGCGAUGAUGAAUUAAUGGUAAACCCCAAGGUAUUUCCUCAGAUCAUUCUUGGAGAUAUUGUUGAGAUUGCCCACCCUAAUGAUGAAUACAGCCCUCUACUGCUGCAGGUCAAGUCCCUUAAAGAAGACCUCCAGAAGGAAACAAUAAGUGUGGAUCAGACAGUGGCUCAGGUGUUCAAACUGAGAGCAUAUCAAGAUGUUUAUGUCAAUAUUGUUGACCCAAAGGAUGUAACUCUUGAUCUUGUGGAACUAACAUUCAAAGACCAGUACAUUGGCAGGGGGGAUAUGUGGCGGCUGAAAAGAAGCCUGGUCAGCACAUGUGCCUAUGUUACUCAGAAGGUUGAGUUUGCUGGCAUUAGAGCACAAGCCAGUGAGCUAUGGGUUCGAGGUGAGAAGGUGACUUGUGGAUACAUCAGUGAAGACACCAGGGUGGUGUUCCGCUCCACAUCUGCCAUGGUUUAUAUCUUUAUUCAGAUGAGCUGUGAGAUGUGGGACUUUGAUAUUUAUGGUGAUCUGUACUUUGAAAAAGCUGUGAAUGGUUUCCUCUCUGACCUAUUUGCCAAAUGGAAGGAAAAAAACUGCAGCCAUGAGGUGACAGUUGUUCUUUUCUCCAGAACCUUUUAUGAAGCAAAAACUUUAGAUGAAUUCCCAGAAACCAACCGUUCUUCUAUCCGCCAGGACCAUGAAGGAAGAUUCUAUGAAGAUUUCUAUAGAGUUGUAGCUCAGAACGAGAGACGAGAGGAAUGGACAACUUUGCUGGUGACAAUUAAAAAGCUCUUCAUCCAGUAUCCAGUUUUGGUGCGACUACAGGGAGCAGAUGGGUUCCCCAGUGCCCAUAACUCUACAGCAGCACAGGGAAACUACCUGGAGGCCAUCAACCUUUCCUUCAAUGUAUUUGACAAGCACUAUGUCAAUCGAAACUUUGAUCGUACUGGCCAGAUGUCAGUAGUAAUCACUCCAGGAGUUGGGGUAUUUGAAGUGGAUCGGUUGCUUAUGAUUCUUACAAAACAGCGCAUGAUUGACAAUGGCAUCGGUGUUGAUCUUGUUUGCAUGGGAGAGCAGCCAUUGCAUGCUGUUCCACUUUUUAAGUUGCAUAACUGGACCACUGCUGGGGACUCUCGUUUGGGAGAUGAUUACAAUUUACCCCACUGGAUCAAUCACAGCUUUUAUCCGUCUAAGAGUCAGCAGACCUGCAAUUACUUCACACCAAGAAUUAAGCUUGCUGGGAAAAAGAUUCCUACUGAGAAAAGCAGGAGCAACAGGGAGCAAGCUAUAGGUGCACCAAAAGAGUCGGAGAACAGUCUUCCCAUCCAGGUAGAUUAUGAAGCAUAUGAUGCUCAGGUCUUUCGGCUGCCUGGCCCUUCACGGGCUCAGAGGAGCACAAAUUUUAGGGUUGUGAGAGAGCGCGAGUCCAGUGUCAGAAAAAGUUCAAGCUCCUGUGAUGCGUCGAGCAGCCCACCUCAACAGUACCGUGGCCUGCCACUGGAGGAAGUGCGAAGCCAGGCCUCUGACGACAGUAUUGGAAGGUCCUCUCACAUUCUGCUUAUUCCUCGCAUGCACCAACAUCAGUAUGAAGUGAGCAGCUCACUUGGUUACACCAGCACAAGAGAGCUUUUAGAGAAAAUGAUGGACUCUCAGAGGGAUUCUAGUGCUCCUGGCCGUUUCCAUGUGGGUAGUGCCGAAUCAAUGCUGCACAUCCGCCCUGGAGGCUACACACCUCAGAGGGCCCUCAUUAACCCAUUUGCACCAUCACGCAUGCCCAUGAAGCUGACCUCCAACCGGAGACGCUGGAUGCACACCUUCCCAGUAGGACCUUCUGGAGAAGCCAUCCAGAUUCAUCAUCAGACGAGACAGAACAUGGCUGAGCUGCAGGGCAGCAGUCUGAGGGAUACCACCCAUUCAUCUGCUGAACUUCUAGAGUUGGCCUACCAUGAAGCAACUGGAAGAAAGACCAUGGCCCGCCAACAGGAGAAUGGGGCACACUUGGCCUGUAAUGGAACAGAUGAUUUUGCUACUAGCCCAGCCAGCAGUAACAGCACGGGCACCCCAGUAAACAAAGGCUCUACAUUUGAAGACUCUACGACAAGCAGCCCUGAUCCGAUUUUGACGCUGUCUGCUCCCCCCAUAGUGCCAAGUUUCUGUUGCACAGUGGGAGUGGACUGGAAGUCCCUUACUACUCCAGCCUGUCUUCCGUUGACUACCGAUUACUUCCCAGAUAAACAGAGCUUGCAGAAUGAUUACACAGAGGGCAACUACAACCUUCUGCCAGAGGCAGACUUAGACAGGAGGGAUGAAGAAGGGGCUCAGAUGACAGCUCAGCAAGUCUUUGAGGAGUUUAUUUGCCAGCGUCUCAUGCAAGGUUAUCAGAUUAUUGUGCAGCCAAAGAAUAAGAAGUCGGUACUUUCUGGGCAGCCACCCUUGAGUAGCAGCCCACUUUACUCUCGAGGGCUGGUUUCCAGGAACAAACCUGAAGAAGAUGAAGAUCAGUACUGGCUAAGUAUGGGACGCACAUUCCAUAAGGUCUGUCUGAAGGACAAGAUCAUCACUGUCACUCGUUACCUUCCAAAAUAUCCAUACGAGUCUGCUCAGAUUCAGUAUAGCUACAGUCUUUGUCCAUCACAUGUGAAUGCUGAAUUUCUUUCCUGCUGGGUGGAGUUUUCACAUGAGCGUCUGGAAGAUUAUAAGUGGAACUACCUGGACCAGUACAUCUGCUCUGCUGGCUCUGAGGAUUUCAGCCUUAUUGAUUCUCUGAAGUUUUGGCGAACUCGUUUCCUACUACUGCCUGCCUGUAUCACUGCUACUAAGAGAAUCAUGGAGGGUGAGGCACACUGUGACAUAUAUGGUGAAAAGAUGCGCAAUGAUGAAGAAGAGUGGCAGUUGCUUGAUGGCUUCAUUCGCUUUGUAGAAGGCCUGAAUCGCAUUCGCAGACGACAUCGUUCUGAUAGGUUGAUCCGAAAAGGAGGUCCGGUCAAAGGGCUACAGGUGACAGGCUCGAUUUCUUCAUACCCUUCUGAGCCCACUGGUCCACCACUUGCAAAAAAGGGUACGUCUGCUUUGUCUGCACUGCUGGAAAUGGAGGCCAAUCAGAAAAACAUUGAAGAACAGCAGGCCACAGUCCAGGCUGUGAAGAAUGCAACCCAACUUAGUGGUGAGGCCAUGACCCCCGUUUACAUGGACAGCCCCAGGAAGGAUGGGGCUGUCUUUCUGGAGUUUGUCCGCAGUCCUCGCAGUUCGUCUCUCUACCAUCCUCAGAUCCCUAUGGAGCAGCCUGCAACAGUUCUUGCCCUGGAGAGUGGAACUAUGGAUCGAGGAGGUCAAGUCCCUUCUGGGGAGAGGAACAAUACUGUGCUAAUGGCCCAACCAUCUGCCUCCGUUGUCUCACAGAACACUGCAGAACCAGCUUCAACAUGGUCAUCCAUCUCAGAUGCCAGUGCUCUGCAGUCUUCAGGCUCAUCCAGCUUACUCACAUCCUCUUCUUCUCUUUCGGAGAUCCUCGAAGCCAUGAAGCACCCAAACACUGGAGUCCAGUUGCUCCCUGAACAGAAGGGUCUACCUUCCAACUGUUUCAUCAGUGCAGAGGUUGUCCACUGGCUGGUCAAUAGUGUGGAGGGUAUUCAUACUCAGGCCAUGGCGGUUGACAUCAUGCAGAAAAUGCUGGAUGAGCAGUUGAUAGUUCAUGCAUCUGGAGAGGCCAUGAGGAUCUUUGUCUAUGGGUUUUACUUCUACCGCAUUGCUGGAGAUCGGGACCUUGACCGAGGUCAAGGAAGCCAGCAGCCACCAAUCUGGCAUACAGCUGCUGUGGAAGACUUUGGUCUGUUUCAGCGGAAGUGGUUUGAGGUGGCUUUUGUCAUGGAGGAACGACCACACUCGGAUAUUCCUGUCUUCUUCCUACCCUGGCUACCCAGCCGGCCAGCGUCCUAUGCAAGUAGGCACAGCUCGUUCAGUCGCAGUUUCGGAGGACGGAGCCAAGCUGCAGCUUUAUUAGCUGCUACAGUGCCCGACCAGAAGACAGUGACUUUGGAUGUUGAUGUAAAUAAUCGCAGUGAUCGGGUGGAGUGGUGCAGCUGCUAUUAUCAUGGCAACUUCUCUCUGACAGCAGCCUUUGAGAUUAAGUUGCACUGGAUGGCUGUCACUGCUGCUGUCCUGUUUGAAAUGGUCCAGGGCUGGCACCGCAAGGCCACAUCGUGUGGGUUCCUCCUGGCCCCUGUUUUAGAAGUGCCUUUCGCCUUGCCUAGCUAUCUGUAUGGAGACCCACUGAGAGCACAACUCUUCAUCCCUCUCAGUGUUACCUGCUUACUGAAGGAGGGCAGUGAACACCUUUUUGACAAUUUUGACCCUGAGUCGUAUCUUGACAGAAUGCAGCUUUUUCAGGAGGCAAUUCUCAACAGGUUUGGGUUCAUUCAGGACAAAUAUUCUGCCUCUACCUUUAACUUCCCCUCUGAGAACAAGCCUCAGUACAUCCAUGUCACAGGCACAGUUUUCCUCCAGCUUCCCUACUCCAAGCGAAAGUUCUCUACAGGACAGCAGAGACGCAGGCGCAACUCCACCAGCUCUUCUACUCAGAGCCUCUUUGGGGAGGAGAAGAUUGGCUAUAACUGGGCAUACAACACAAUGCUGACUAAGGUGUGGCGCUCUAGCGCUACGGGUGAUGAGAAGUUUGCAGACCGCCUGUUAAAGGACUUUACUGAGUUCUGCAGCAACAAGGACAAUAGACUAGUGUUGUACUGGGAAAACUGUCUUGAAAAAAUGACUUCCAGUGCUCCAUGAUGAAGCAAGCUGGAUCACUUUAAGAAACUGAAUGAUAUGUGUUAGUUAGUAUGCUUCUCCAGGUGAGAAGGAGCCCCAAAAAAUACCUCUUUAAAGAUAGUGAGUUUGAAGAAAUAGUACAAUUAGUUGUGUGGCUCCAUAACCAGCUUUAAUGGCCAAUUUCAUGUACAUAGCUACUGUGGGCUUGGCUGAAGAAUUUUAAUAUUGCCUGGCUUUGUGCCCUUUUGGGACACACUCCCUGGCUGGAGCACCAGUUGGUGGGCCCUGCUCACUACAGCAAUGCUAGACACUGGUGGGAUUUAUUUAUAUGAAUUUUUACCCCUUAUGAGUGACAACCCAGAAACUUUGUCUCAUAUCCAGUGUCUUGUGCACAUACCCUAAAUGAGUAGGAACUCAACAAUUUUAUCAAAAAGGAAAAAAUGGUACAACUUUUUUUUUUCUUCUUCUUCCCAUAGCCCCCAGUACCACCUAUCACAUCUCACACACACCCCAACUUUACUCCUGGGCAUGGUAAGCUAAAUCACUAACAGGUAUUUAAAGCAUUUGACUGUGAGCCGAUGUGAGCCACCUUGUCUACUUACAGUGUGGUGAGUGUUCUUACAGAUCUAGCUGGUGGUUUGGGAAUAAGGACGUUUGGUGGUCCUUUAGUUGUAAAGCUUUGUGUAGUUACUUCCAGUUUGAAUGCAACAGCUGAACUGGCUUUGUACUAGUAUAGGGCUAGGGUGGUACCUGGAAUCCUGCCUGUAUAUUCCAUCUUCAAAUCUUUGCAUGUGAAUGAUGUGUCAAGAAAAAUAUAUAUUUUUAAACCGAAGAGUGGAAAGUCCUUUUUUUUUCCCUUCUAGUCAUUUACUAUCUUGUAAAAAAACAUUUUGGAAGACCUUAACAUGUUAAACGAGUAUUUUGAAGCAGGUGGGGGGUGGAGUUCUACAGCACUAUUGUUCACUCAGUGUUAAUUAUUGUGUUUUCUUUUUGUGUUUACUCUUCUUGUUAAAUAAGCAUACCAUAACAUUGUGAAACAUGCUUAAUCCAAUUGUGGGUCACGAGGGUUAAACAAGCAGCAAAAACAAAAAGCAUGCCUUCCCAAAACUGCCCUGCCCACCACACCCCAG